Molecule: messenger RNA, 1052 nt
Organism: Funneliformis geosporum
Lineage: Eukaryota; Fungi; Glomeromycota; Glomeromycetes; Glomerales; Glomeraceae
Source: the annotation of a GenBank genome assembly
UUUCCGAAGUCCGAUUAUUAAAAGAAAUGGAGAAAGUUGGCGAAAAUUCCUCUGAUAACCUAAUAAUUUGCGGUGAUAGUUUAAAUGCUCUGACUAGUUUAACCAAAAUUCCUGAAUAUCAAAAAAAGUAUGUCAAUAAAGUCAAGUUGAUUUAUAUUGACCCGCCUUUUAAUACCGGACAAAUGUUUGCCAAUUAUGAUGACCAAUUAGAGCAUUCAGUUUGGUUAACUAUGAUGCGAGAUAGAGUGCUAAAAGCCUAUGAAUUAUUAAGUGAUGAUGUUGAUUUAAAAGGAUUUAAGCACAAAGAUGAAAAAGGUUAUUAUAAACUACGUUCUUUGAGGCAAGGAGCCAAUGCCAGUCUUCGUUCUGACCGCCCAACUAUGUAUUAUUCACUAGCCGCGCCUAAUGGUGAGGAAAUUUACCCUGAUAAAAACGGUGGUUAUAUGCCUUAUCGGCGACAAUAUGCUGAAAAAUCUGGUUCUUUUCCUUCUACAAAAGCUAAGGGAGAAAUUAAAAAAUUAUUUCCGGAAAUUGAGCCUUUUUCUACACCCAAACCAGAAAGGUUAUUAAAAAGAAUUAUCCAAAUUGCCACUAAUGAAGGCGAUAUUGUACUUGAUUAUUUUGCUGGUUCCGGCACAACGGCCGCAGUGGCUCAAAAAUUAAAGCUUCCACGGUUGAAAAAAGUUGCUUCGGGUGAGGAUAAAGGUGGAAUUAUGGAAAAGUCUAUGUUUGAUACUCAUUCCGGAAUAAUUUGUAUUGCCGAACAUGCUUUGAAUGGUAAAUUAGCGAAAUUAGUUGCUACUCAAUUAGAAUAUGACUAUCAGCCGGAAAACGAACAUUUUUGCGGCAAAAAAGGAGAUACUUUAUUAGCGGUAGUGGAUGGCAUGUUGACCGAGGGAUUGCUUAAUUUUUUGUUGAAUUCUCUGGAUGGAGAAAAGUUUUUAGAAAUUGCCGCUUUGGCGGUUGACCCAGAUUUGGAGAGUAAAAAUUAUAAUAAUGUUAAAGUUGGAAAAGUACCGAAUAAUAUUUUAAGGCAUUAUGCUAGGAUUUAA